Phasianus colchicus (ring-necked pheasant) is the source of this 2052-nucleotide messenger RNA. RefSeq names its product UNC homeobox (gene UNCX). Gene Ontology annotation, biological process: regulation of DNA-templated transcription. The record is from RefSeq and is a predicted model, not a curated record. Gene Ontology annotation, molecular function: DNA-binding transcription factor activity, RNA polymerase II-specific; sequence-specific double-stranded DNA binding. Lineage: Eukaryota; Metazoa; Chordata; Aves; Galliformes; Phasianidae.
GCCGCCAGCACCCCCGGAGCCGCCGGCAGCCCCCCCGGCACCCCCCGCCUCGUUAGAGCCGCCCCCAUGAUGGACAGCCGCAUCCUGGAGCAUCCCCAUGCCCAGUUCGGGGGCAUGGUGGGCUUCCCUUACCCUCUCGGCCACCACCACGUCUACGAGCUGGCCGGCCACCAGCUGCAGUCGGCGGCCGCUUCCGUGCCCUUCUCCAUCGAUGGAUUACUGAGCGGCUCCUGCGCGGCCUCCGUGGUCACCCCCGCUCCUCUCAUCCCCUCGGGCUGCGGGGUGAGCGCGGACACGCAGCCCUUCAAGCUCGCAGACUCUGGUGACCCGGACAAAGAAAGUCCUGGCUGUAAGAGGAGACGAACCCGCACCAAUUUUACCGGCUGGCAGCUCGAGGAGCUGGAAAAGGCGUUUAAUGAGAGCCAUUACCCGGACGUGUUUAUGCGAGAGGCUCUGGCUCUCAGGCUGGACUUGGUGGAGUCCAGAGUGCAGGUCUGGUUCCAAAACCGCCGGGCCAAAUGGAGAAAGAAAGAGAACACGAAGAAAGGCCCGGGGCGGCCGGCUCACAACUCGCACCCCACGACGUGCAGCGGGGAACCCAUGGACCCCGAGGAGAUCGCCCGCAAAGAGUUGGAGAAGAUGGAGAAGAAGAAACGCAAACACGAGAAAAAGCUUCUCAAAAGCCAAAGCCGCCACCUCCACUCGCCCAGCGGCCUCUCCCUGCACAGCACGCCCAGCUCGGACAGCGACAGCGGCGGCGGGGGGGGCCUCUCGCCCGCCCCACCCGAGGCGAAGCCCCGCGGGCAGCCCCCGCCGCCCCACCCGCCGCCUCCCGCCGCCUCCUCCGAGCCGCCCCCCAGCAGCUGCGACCAAACGGCAGAGCCCUUCUACCCCAGCCAAAGAAGCGGGGCCGGCCGGCUCCAGCGCCCGCCCGACAAAGACUGCGCGGCCGCCCCGUCGGGGGACGGCAGCGGCGGAGCGGGGGGGCCCCGGGGAGCCGGCAGCUUCCACAAGCUCAACCCCUUCAGCGUGGAGAGCCUGCUCUCCGACUCGCCCCCCCGCCGCAAGGCCGCCCUGGACUUCCCCAGCCUCCAGCCCUGCGCUCCCCGCACCCUCAUCGGCAAAGGACACUUCUUGCUCUACCCCAUCACCCAACCCCUGGGCUUCAUCGUGCCGCAGACCGCCCUCAAGGCCAGCCCGGGCCCCGAGGCUGGGCAGCCCCCCCGGGACUCCCCGCUGCCCGCCGCCAACCCGGGCCCCCCCGCUUUCAGCUCCGAACCGGCGCCCGCCGGCGCUCAGCCCGGCCCCAGCUCCACGGACACUGCUGCGGGCCCCGCGCCGCCCCCUCCCGCCGGAGCCUCGCCCCGUUCCGCGGCCGCGCACGGUGAUCCGGCGGCGGCGGCUCCCGCGGAGGGCGGCUCCUUCCCACGGCCCAAAUCGCCGGUUCGGGCCCGGGACGGGAGCGCGACACCCAGGGAUAAAUCGGACUGCGGCCCCGCGGAGGUCGGCGGCCUCGACGGCGAGGAGGUGGACAUGGACUGAGCGGGCGAAAAUCCCAACAACCCCGACAAAAGAAAAAAACAACAACAACAACCCCCCCCCUCUCGCACACACACAAAAAACAGCAAAAACGAACCGCACACACACACAAAAACAACACCAAACCAAACAAUAAUAACGAAACCACCCACCCGACAACGCCAAACACCCCCCCGCCCGUCGCCAGUGAGAAACGGGGUUUGGGGGGAGCCGGGGGGGGGAAACGCUUCCCCCCAUCAUCCGCAUCGCCGUGCCCACAGCCGGGCGCCCGCGGGGGGCGGAGGUGCAGCUCUUUCCCCCCCCUUAGCGUUUGUCACACGUCGAUUCAGGUGAUCAGUUCGAGCUUUUUGGGUUUUAUAUUUAAAAAGAAAAGGAAAAAAAGAAAAAAAAGAAAAAAAAGAAAAAGCGGGGGGAAAAAAAAAAAAUAACAGGAAAAUAGUUUGUUAAGGCGUAGCUGCAACGGCCGGACUUUGUGGUGUGACAAACUGUACCGCGACAACAACGGAACUCCUC